Messenger RNA from Fimicolochytrium jonesii, 1140 nucleotides. RefSeq lists its product as uncharacterized. The transcript is spliced from 4 exons. Bases 1 to 1140 code for a protein of 379 amino acids. Lineage: Eukaryota; Fungi; Chytridiomycota; Chytridiomycetes; Spizellomycetales; Powellomycetaceae. The record is from RefSeq and is a predicted model, not a curated record.
AUGACGCGCAACUCUUCCCUCGCAUCACACGGUGCAGACGUCCACACGGUGCAGAUCCAUGACCGCGACGGCACGAGCCUUUUCCGCAUCCGCUGCAUGAGGCGUCCCUCCUUCGAAACGGACGCCAUCAACGCUAAACGCAAGCCUCCCCGCGAGUACGCCGUCGGCGCUUGGGUGUAUGUUCACCGUAAUGAACUCGAUACGACCUACGUUUCGUCCCGCAAGUUAGUUAACCGCUGGACUGGGCCCUACCAAGUUUCCAAGGCAUACCCCGGUGGCGCUUACCUCUUACUCGACGAAAACGGGAAUCCAGCGUUCAAUUCGCGCCCGGUGAACCACUUGCGCCUGGUUCCCGCUCGGAUCCGCCCGGCUUGGCACGUUCCCGCGUUUAAUGCGCCCUACAACACCCCCCUCCACGAUGAUCAAGAGGAUCCACCCCCUCCCAACGCUACGCCAGAAGAGAUCGACGCUACAUCAGAAGAUAUUGGAGCCCACCAGUCCUACGGCGAAGAUGAGGAAGUGGCACCGCCGGCAUCCUUGAUGAUUGAAGAGGUGGAUGUCGUUGCCAAAUUCCGCCAAUUCCAGGAGACGAUGGCCGACAAGAAAUAUUGUCAAAGUCUUUCUCAGGACAACAUCGUUGACCUGACGGAAGGUAGCCGCUUCCUCAGUGACCUUGGCUCAAAAACAACCAAGGAAUUGAAGACUUUCCUGCUGAACGGCGUCGAUUUCCCUCAGGCGUUGAACUGGGAGAAUGAGGAAUUGCGGGACGCGUACGCGUUCACAGUUCAUACCCUCAAGCACGACCACUACCGAUCACCAGAUCCAACAAAGCUGGUCAUCUGCGGAUUCCAGGCAAGUGGCUUCAAGCUGCAUCUCCGUGUUCUCCUGCGAAUCCAAGGAUUGUUCUGGUUGGUCCCGACAAAGACCGUCAUGCUGCCGCAAUCAACACAGCAACUAAAGCUGGCCUCAAGGGCACUUGCCGAAGUCUUGAAGAUGCACCAGAUGAUCCGCCGAACCGGCGAGUACCUCAACAAUUUGAUCCUUGACGACUCGGACAGCGACGCCCCUGCUUCACUGGAUAUCAAAACGACAUCCGCCACGCCUGCAAAGGCCAAAAAGCAAAAGGAGGCUGGGAAGUGA